Papaver somniferum (opium poppy) is the source of this 1125-nucleotide messenger RNA. RefSeq names its product F-box protein CPR1-like. The coding region runs from base 1 to 1125 and encodes 374 amino acids. The record is from RefSeq and is a predicted model, not a curated record. Gene Ontology annotation, molecular function: protein binding. NCBI's taxonomy places the organism in Eukaryota, Viridiplantae, Streptophyta, Magnoliopsida, Ranunculales, Papaveraceae. The transcript has a single exon.
AUGUCUAGCCUUCCAAGAGAGCUCUAUUAUGACAUCUUUUUAAGGUUACCAAUGAAAUCAUUACUUGCAUGUAAGUAUGUUUGCGAGACUUGGUUUGAACUGAUUUCUGAUCCUAGUUUUAUCGAAUCGCAUCUUAAUCUUGCUGCCCAAGCAAAUAACCCUCGUCUCAUAUUUACUUCGUAUCAUAUGAAGAGAGGUCACGUAAUCUGCUCCAUAAGUGAUCAGUUAUCAUUAUCAGCAACUCGUACAGAACAUCUGCAUGAUAAUUCUGUUGAAUUGGAUUACCAAUUCAAUUCUUUACAAUAUUUUCCGUUGUUGGGUUCUUGCAAUGGUUUGGUUUGCUUGUUGUUAGAUAGCGCUACUAGUUAUGAAUCCGUUUGUAUUUGGAACCCAGCUACUACAGAAUACAAAAUCAUACCUGAUCCACCAGGUAAGCAUAUUGCUCAACCAAUCACUCACUGGGCGUUUGGUUAUGAUUACAAGGCUGACGAUUACAUGUUGCUAUGCUGUAGUUCGUUAUCCAUGGCUGUCUAUACAUUAAAGUCAAAUUCAUGGAACACCAUCCGAACCCCCUAUGAGCUUAUGUAUGGGUUAUUUGUCAAUGGAAUUCCACAUUGGUUAGUUGAAACUCAAGGCCGACACUUCUGCAAAGCUAUAAUCUCUUUAGAUAUCAGCUACCAGAAAUUCGUAGAAUUGCAAUUACCGAAUGAACCUUUAGAGCAUAAUCAUUUGUUUGUGAACUUGGGAGUGUUGGAAGGGUGUCUUGGUGUACUUGUGAAUGUAAUUGGGGUUUGUUGGGAAGUAUGGGUGAUGCAGAGUUAUGGAGUUCGUAAAUCAUGGACUAAACGCUGUCUCAUUGCCCAAAACCGAAUUUUCUGUGACUCUUCCUUGUCUCUGGUGUGGUCUCUCAAGAACGGCGACAUUCUAUUGAGGGCAAGGAGCUACAAAACUUUUUUCUUAUAUGACACGGUGCAUGGAAUUGCUAGAGAACUUAAACAUAUGAGGCAAGUGUAUGAUAUUGAGAACUAUAUCGAAAGCCUAGUUUCACUCAACUCUGGUACUUAUGCCAAGGAAAGAGCAAAUAUAAUAGGAAAAGAAACACGAAAAAGAAGCAGAAGCAGAUGA